AUGGAAGACAAAAAACGAUUACGGAUUAAUGGCACUUUUCGGUGGACAGAACAGCAAACUAGAGAUUUACUUACGAUUGUCUUUGACAAUGUGAAGGCUAAUCCGGAACAGUUUGAGAAACCAACUGCUCAAAAAUUUUAUGAUCGCAUUACGGAAAGUGCACCAAAUUUACGCAACAUCAAAUGGGAUACUAUGCGUACAAAAAUGAGGCAUCUUAAAACAAGUUUUUUGACCGCACUCAAGUGGAAAGGCCAAACGGGAGCAGGAUUGCUUGAGAGUGGAGAUGUAAAAAGUGUUGAAGAAUACAUCAAAAAGACUUGUCCAUUUUAUGAUGACCUGCACGCAAUAUUUGCACGGCGCGUAAAUAUCCAGCCGCCAGCUAUCUACCAGUCUACAGAGCCAAUCUUAUCGCUGGCGAAUAAUGAAGAGGAGGCGUUAUUAGAAAUUGAUUGUGAAACAUCUUCUACGACUUUACUUGAAAGUCCAUUAGUAAGUCCGUCGGUUAUACUUCCUCCAACAUUUUCUGAGAACCAAGUUAGUCCGCCUUGUACUUUGGCAUCAGAUACUCGCACACUAAACAAUACAACCACACCAAAAAGAAAUUUGAAGAGACCUCAAAGCUCGAACUCAUUCGCUUUAUUAUUUGAAAUUCAAAAGAAAAAGGUGGAACUAGAAACACAAAAACUGGAAUUGGAAAAAGAAAAAGAGGAAAACCAAUUUAAAUUGCAGAAACUACAGCUGGAGAAAGAAGAGAGAAUCGAAAUGGAAAAAUUACGAUUAGAGCACGAAAGAUUGAAAAGUGCAAAUAACUAA
Molecule: messenger RNA, 813 nt
Organism: Rhagoletis pomonella (apple maggot)
Lineage: Eukaryota; Metazoa; Arthropoda; Insecta; Diptera; Tephritidae
Exons: 3
Coding region: 1-813 (270 amino acids)
Source: RefSeq, a predicted model, not a curated record